AUGAGUAAAUUUUGUCUUGGCAGAAAAAAUCUAUUAUACCGUAAAUUAGUGGUGUUAGGUGAUGGUGCGUGCGGAAAGACUUCUUUAUUGAACGUCUUUACGAGAGGAUAUUUUCCACAGGUAUAUGAACCAACGGUGUUUGAGAAUCAUGUGCAUGACAUAUGGGUCGACAAUCAACAAAUUGAACUAUCGUUAUGGGACACUGCCGGUCAGGAAGAAUUUGACAGACUUCGUGCACUCUCCUAUGCAGACACACACGUAAUCAUGCUAUGUUAUUCGGUAGACAAUCGUAAUUCAUUAGAGAAUGUAGCAUCUAAAUGGAUGGUUGAAAUACUGGAACAUUGCCCGGGUGUUAAAAUUGUUUUGGUUGCGUUAAAAUGUGAUCUGAGGGAAGAUGAUAACACUAAACGACACUUGGCAAAGUUUGGACAACAACCGAUCACAUUUCAAGAGGGCUUAACUGUUGCGAAAAAUAUCAAAGCCUCCCGAUACUUGGAAUGUUCGGCAAAACAUGAUCGAGGGGUAAAAGAAGCAUUCGAACAAGCAGCACGAGUCAGCAUAGCUGCUAGACCAAAAGGCAUGAUAAGCGACAAACCUAAAU
Ambispora leptoticha is the source of this 601-nucleotide messenger RNA. The record is from the annotation of a GenBank genome assembly. Lineage: Eukaryota; Fungi; Glomeromycota; Glomeromycetes; Archaeosporales; Ambisporaceae.